AUGGCGCCCCUAUUUGAUCUCUCUGUGUAUCGCGGUGAGCCCACCCCAGAAGACAUCGCGGCAGCCAAUGCUCAAGUUCACCAACACGAGCGGGCAAUCACCUCAAUUCACGCGCGCAUCGCUGCACUGCUCGCCGACGUCGCCCGGCUCCGGGUCGUAGAGGCCCAGCACAACGAAGCGAUCCGCACCUGCAAGGGCGUCACCACCCUCGCCCGCCGCAUACCCGACGAGCUCCUCGCACAAAUCUUUGAGCAAUGCGUCGCCGACGGCUGGACGCGUGCCCCCGUGGUCGUUUCCGCCGUGUGCUCCGCCUGGAGGCGCGCAGCCCGCGCCCCGCGCGUAUGGAGCCAUGUCUACGUGAACUGCAGCUCGCCGGACGCACUUGCCCGCACGCGCUACUGGGUCACUAUGGCCCGCGCUGCGCCGCUCGAUGUCACCCUCGUCUCGGUGUGGAACCCGACCUGGCAGCUUGAGGAGCUCAUGGACCUCCUCCUGCAGCACGCCGGUCGCUGGCGCACACUCGCCAUCGAGUCAACAAGUCUCUACCAGGUCAACGUCCUCCUCGCGCGUAUCCCCCUUGCGCGCACACGCGCCCCGGGCCUCCGCGAAGUGUCCAUUCAGACGGAGGUCCACUUUGACGAGACUGUCGAUGACGGCGCGACGGAUGUCGUCGGGCUUGCCGACGCGCUCUCGCCCAUUAUCGCCCCCGCGCUCACGACGCUCCGCUAUUUCGCCAACGUUGCCCCGCGCACGCCCAUCUUUCCGGCCCAUCUCCAGCACCUCACGCUCUCCGCAACAGAGUCACCGCUCGCCCACCCGCUCUCUGCUCGCGACCUGCUCGCGACCCUCGCGGGCGUCCCGCAGCUGCGCUCGCUCACGCUCUCGAUGCCGCUCGAGUAUGAACACCCCUACCUGCUUUGGCCCGACCUUGCGCGCACGGUCGUCCUCCCGCUUCUGACCUCGCUCACCAUGUACGGCCCGACGGACCUGAACGAGCUCCUCUUCCACCUCCGCGCGCCGCGCAUCAAACGCUUACACCUCCGCUCGCUCGAGGACCUGGGCUACCGCCAGCAGCCCAUUGCUCCCAGCCUUCUCCGCUUCCUCGCGCGCUCCGCGCCCUCGUCCUUCACAGAGGAAUCCGACCUCGCCGCGCUCGACUCGUCCCCAUCCCCAUCCACUCAAGAACCUCCCGACGCGGCCGACCUCGGAACGGGCGCGGUCCCGCUGGAGCUCCUCGAGCUGCAUGAUAUAGACUUGGCCCCGGAGGCGUUCGCCUCGGCCUUCCGCGCGCUCCCUCACCUCCGCGAACUCCGGCUACACGAGAGCUCCAUCUCGGACGGCACCCUCCGCGUGCUGCACGGUCCCCACGGAUUCUGCCCGCGGCUCACUAGAGUCGACUUCCGGUGGUGCGGGCAUCUCGGCGGGAAGGCGCUCGUUGAGCUCGUGCGGAGUCGGCUGCCGCGUGCGGAGGCCCAGGACGAGGACUCGACGGCCGGGAUUGGUAUUGAAGUUCUGCACUCUGGGUCGGCUGCUGCGAGUGCGAGUGCAGGCGAAGGAUCCGGGCCCGCGGACCCCAUCGAGGAGGUCGCCGCGAUUAACUGCUGCUUCGUCGAGGAACAGGACGUGCUUGAGCUCGCGCGGCUCACGACGUGCCGCGUCCUGAUGCGCGAGGCCGAUGAGGACUAUUGCCGAACGCGCGACUGUUGUGGGAACGUGCGGUACCGGACGCGCCUGCGGCUCAGACACAUGGUGGGGAUGUCCGCGGAGGAGCGGGCGAGGAUGCGGCUCGUCGUCUGA
Rhodofomes roseus is the source of this 1797-nucleotide messenger RNA. RefSeq lists its product as uncharacterized. The record is from RefSeq and is a predicted model, not a curated record. Gene Ontology annotation, molecular function: protein binding. Lineage: Eukaryota; Fungi; Basidiomycota; Agaricomycetes; Polyporales; Fomitopsidaceae. The transcript has 2 exons. The coding region runs from base 1 to 1797 and encodes 598 amino acids.